CCUCGCUGCUGUCACAGCGCAGGCCAGGGGCGUCAGAUCAUAGGUCCGCCUUAGAAAGCCGGCUCUUCUGAUUGGCUGGCAGAGGACGGCUUCCUACGCGGUCCUCCCCCGCGAGGGGCAAUCAGGCUAGGCUACGGCGCGCAGGGGAAGGAGACGCUGCCCUUCCGAAGCCAUGGGACGCGGCGGGAGAGAAAAUUCCCAGUUGGAGACUGAUUCUAGAAUUGCGAAGCACAUUUUGAAACAAAAUUGGAUUUCCUUGUGAAAUUUCUGAGCUGUUCCAAUAAGUGUCCUUCCUACACGCUGACUCCUCUGGGUACACUCAGCCUCAUUCAGACAUGGCCUUUCAGAGAUCAGAGGGAAUGUCCAUCAUCCAAGCCUUGGCAAUGACAGUGGCAGAGAUCCCUGUGUUUCUUUAUACAACGUUUGGGCAGUCUGCCUUCUCUCAGCUGCGGCUCUCCCCAGGCCUGAGGAAGGUGCUGUUUGCUACCGCUCUUGGGACAGUUGCCUUAGCUCUUGCAGCACACCAGCUGAAGCGUCGUCGACGUCGAAAGAGACAGAUCACCCCGGAAAAGUGUGGCAUUAAGCCUGGAGAAGUCCCUGCCCCCACAUUACCAACCAGGAAGGUCCCUUCAGUGAAAAAAGGCUACUCCAGCAGAAGGGUACAAAGUCCUAGCAGCAAGAGCAAUGACACUCUCAGCGGGAUUUCCUCUAUUGAGCCCAGCAAACAUUCAAGCUCCUCCCACAGCAUAGCCUCGCCAGAGCUAAAAACCAAUUGUGAAGCUGCACCGGGCCAUUUUGGAAUGUCUCCAGUUACUGAGAUAGUGGCUGCGAACUCUUCCAGCCCAACACCAGCAUCUGCAGGACCCUGGGAGACAAGAACGAUGGAAGAUCCUGGAGCAGCUGGUGACUCUAGUGCUGAAAAUCUCUACGUUCAAGGGAUGGAGCUAUUUGAGGAGGCACUGCAGAAAUGGGAACAGGCAUUGAUCGUAAGGCAGAGAAACAGCACUAGCACUCCAGUCUCUUGGGACAACAUGAAAUAUGAAGAAGCUAUGUCGGAGGAGUUGCCUGAGGAGUCCCAGAAAAAGGAGUCAAUAUAA
Molecule: messenger RNA, 1097 nt
Organism: Pelodiscus sinensis (Chinese soft-shelled turtle)
Lineage: Eukaryota; Metazoa; Chordata; Testudines; Trionychidae
Source: RefSeq, a predicted model, not a curated record